AUGCAGUUCACAACGAAGUACCACUCGAAUACGAAGUACUACCUGAAUAGGAUACUACAUACAUUGUUAUUCUAUCGUGUGCAGAGCAUCGCCCUCGUCCUCUGUGCCGCCCUGGCCAGUGCUAUGGCUGGCGGAGUGCUUGGCGGUUAUGGCCUCGGCUACGGUCUAGGCGGCUACGGUCUUGGCGGUCUGGGCUAUGGAGGAGGCUACGGACUUGGUUACGGUGGCUACGGCCUCGGUGGUGGAUACGGACUGAGUGGCGUCGGCGUCGGCAGCAGCGUCGCUCUCUUGAGCGGAGGACCUGCUUUUGCCAAGGCUGUGGCCGGACCAGCGUUCUUGGUGAGAACUGUUCACCACGUCAACAAGGUCAGCAGUGGAGGAGCCCUCCUCGCCCACUCUGGCCUCGGAGGAGGCUACGGAGUUGGCUACGGUGGUCUCGGCUAUGGUGGCCUUGGAUACGGCGGUUAUGGUGGAUAUGGUUACGGCGGCUACGGCUACAAGGGCUGAA
This is a messenger RNA of Rhipicephalus sanguineus (brown dog tick), 508 nucleotides long. RefSeq names its product shematrin-like protein 2. The record is from RefSeq and is a predicted model, not a curated record. The transcript has a single exon. The coding region runs from base 1 to 507 and encodes 168 amino acids. NCBI's taxonomy places the organism in Eukaryota, Metazoa, Arthropoda, Arachnida, Ixodida, Ixodidae.